Messenger RNA from Lecanosticta acicola, 3630 nucleotides. The record is from the annotation of a GenBank genome assembly. Lineage: Eukaryota; Fungi; Ascomycota; Dothideomycetes; Mycosphaerellales; Mycosphaerellaceae.
AUGUCUGACGCCGACUUCGAGCGAGUGCGGGCAGCGCAGGCCGAGCGCAAUGCAGCGUCAGGAAAGAAAGGCCUCUCCGACUCCAGCCAGCGCACUAACACCACCAGGGGCCACUCCCUCGCCGCAAACUUCGACAAGGACCUGUAUGGCGACGACGCGACCAACAAGUUCGCCGGCUACAACACCUCCAUCGCGGCCGACGACGACGUGGACAUGGAUGGGGAGGAUGAGAAUGCAGGAAGGUUGGUCGGUCAGUAUACCGCUACAGCAGCACAGAUUGGUGAGUGGGCACAUGGCGAGACAGCCGAGGAGGAUAUUCUGCAGAGCAGGGAGAAGCAGGCGCAGAUUGCGAGCAGGGAGACAGACUACCAGAAGCAGCGGUUCAAGCGGGGAGUCAAUGGUGAUGAGAAGAGUUAUCGCGAGGUCAUGCAGCAGCGGGAGCUAGAGCGGGAGGAGGAGCGGGUGCAGAAGCUCAUUGUCGAGCAGCAGAAGGAGAAGAUUGCCAAUGGCGAGGACGAUGAUAUGGAUGAUCGGGACCAACCUCUAGCGCUCGGGGAUCGAGAGGAUUCGCCCGAGACGGAAGAGCAGACGCAGGCACGCAAAUCUCGCACGAGGAAGCGGAGAUGGGAUAGUGGUACCGAGGAUACAGAUGGUGCCGAGACGAAUGGUGCGAAUGGACAUGCUUCGAACGAAGCAGCAGCAGCAGCCAAGAAGUCGUCGCGAUGGGACUCGACUCCUGCGCCGGAGGGCGAAGCAGCAUCUGCGAAGAGGAAGAAGAAGUGGGAUCAAGUCACAACCGGCGCUCCGCCCGGCACAUCCACCUCAACAGCCGUGGACGCCACUCCAGCGAAGCCUGUAGCGGGUGUUGGCUUUGGGACCGAUGUUUCAGGACGUAAUGCACCGCUUUCUGACGAGGAGCUGGAUGAGAUGCUCCCAAGCGAAGGCUACAAGAUCCUCGAGCCUCCUCCGGGAUAUGAGCCUCUGCGAGCUCCCUCAAGACGAAUCACCCCAGCUGCAACUCCCGCUCAUACCGGAGGCUUCAUGAUGCAGGAGCCUGUCAAUCCUCGAUCGAUGGGCAAGCAGCUUCCGUCCGACAUUCCCGGUGUUGGAGACCUCCAGUUCUUCAAAGCCGAAGACAUGGCAUACUUUGGCAGGCUGGUAGACGGUGCCGACGAAAAUGAUUUGAGCAACGAGGAGUUAAAGCAACGCAAGAUCAUGCGGUUGCUGCUCAAAGUCAAGAACGGCACUCCACCGAUGAGAAAGACGGCGCUCCGCCAACUCACAGACAACGCACGCAUCUUUGGAGCCGGUCCGCUCUUCGACCAGAUCCUUCCCUUGCUGAUGGAGAAAAGCCUUGAGGAUCAAGAGCGACAUCUUUUGGUUAAAGUCAUUGAUCGUGUCCUUUACAAGCUAGACGAUCUGGUUCGUCCUUACGUCCACAAGAUUCUUGUCGUCAUCGAGCCACUGCUCAUUGAUCAAGACUACUACGCUCGCGUUGAGGGACGCGAAAUCAUCUCCAACCUCGCCAAGGCUGCCGGUCUUGCGCACAUGAUCAGUACAAUGCGGCCCGAUAUCGAUCACGUAGAUGAAUACGUGCGGAACACGACCGCUCGUGCCUUUGCGGUCGUUGCUCAGGCGCUUGGCAUCCCUACUCUACUUCCAUUCUUGAAAGCGGUCUGCAAGAGCAAGAAGUCCUGGCAAGCGCGACACACUGGUGUCAAGAUUGUGCAGCAGAUUCCAAUCCUCAUGGGUUGUGCAGUCCUCCCGCAUCUCAAAGGUCUUGUAGACUGCAUUGGCGAGAAUCUGAACGAUGAGCAGGCUAAAGUGAGGACCGUCACUGCUCUUGCUCUUGCCGCGCUUGCUGAAGCCUCCAACCCGUUUGGUAUCGAGAGCUUUGAUGACAUUCUGAACCCGCUAUGGACUGGUGCGAGAAAGCAGCGUGGCAAGGGACUGGCAGGUUUCUUGAAAGCAGUCGGCUACAUCAUCCCGCUCAUGGACGAGGAAUAUGGCAACUACUACACUGGGCAGAUCAUGGAGAUCCUGCUUCGCGAAUUCCAGAGUCCCGACGAGGAAAUGAAGAAGGUCGUGUUGAAGGUCAUCAGCCAAUGUGCAGGCGGUAACGGUGUGACUGCUCAGUACCUCAAAGACACCGUGCUCAACGAUUUCUUCAAGAGCUUCUGGGUUCGACGCAUGGCUUUGGACAAGAGGAACUACAAGCAGGUAGUCGAGACGACCGUCGACCUCGGUCAAAAAGUCGGUGUCGGCGAGAUUGUUGAGCGGAUCGUCAACAAUCUCAAGGACGAGAGUGAGGCAUAUCGCAAGAUGACUGUCGAGACGAUUGAGAAGGUCAUAUCAGCGAUGGGCGCAGCCGACAUCAACGAGCGACUUGAAGAGCGCUUAGUUGAUGGUAUUCUCCACUCCUUCCAAGAACAGAGCGUGGAGGAUGUUGUUCUACUCAAUGGAUUCGGCACCGUCGUCAAUGCGCUCGGCACGCGAUGCAAACCGUACCUUCCACAGAUUGUCAGCACUAUUCUGUGGCGUCUCAACAACAAGUCAGCUACUGUACGACAGCAGGCAGCCGAUCUCAUCACUAGAAUCGCAAUUGUGAUGAAGCAAUGCGACGAAGACGCACUUCUUGGCAAGCUUGGUUCUGUACUCUAUGAGUACCUGGGUGAAGAGUAUCCCGAGGUUUUGGGUAGUAUUCUGGGAGCUAUGAGGAGCAUUGUCACCGUCGUGGGCAUUGCAAGCAUGCAGCCGCCCAUCAAGGAUCUUCUCCCCCGCCUGACGCCUGUUCUGAGAAACAGACAUGAGAAGGUGCAAGAGAACACUAUUGAUCUCGUGGGCCGUAUUGCCGAUCGUGGACCAGAAUCCGUCAACGCCCGCGAGUGGAUGCGCAUCUGUUUCGAACUUCUGGAUAUGCUGAAGGCGCACAAGAAGGGCAUUCGUCGUGCCGCCAACAACACGUUCGGCUUCAUUGCCAAGGCUAUUGGACCUCAGGAUGUCCUCGCUACUCUGCUUAACAACCUGAGAGUGCAGGAGCGUCAGUCCAGAGUGUGCACCGCUGUCGCCAUCGGUAUCGUGGCUGAGACGUGUGCUCCUUUCACAGUCCUACCUGCUUUGAUGAACGAAUAUCGCGUUCCAGAGCUGAACGUUCAAAACGGUGUACUAAAAGCUCUGUCUUUCCUCUUCGAAUACAUUGGUGAGAUGGCGAAGGACUAUGUCUACGCUGUCACUCCGAUACUCGAGGAUGCGCUGAUCGACCGCGAUCAAGUCCAUCGCCAGACCGCAGCCAGCGUCGUCAAGCACUUGGCUCUGGGUGUGGUUGGCCUCGGAUGUGAAGACGCAAUGUUGCACCUUCUCAACCUGCUCCACCCAAACCUGUUCGAGACCAGUCCGCACGUCAUCGACCGGGUGAUCGAAGCAGUCGACGCGAUCAGACUUGCGGUUGGCACUGGAGCUGUCAUGAACUAUGUCUGGGCAGGAUUGUUUCACCCUGCUAGAAGAGUCCGCACACCCUACUGGCGGUUGUACAACGAUGCGUAUGUGCAGAGUGCAGAUGCGAUGGUCCCGUACUACCCUGCCGUCGAGGACGAUAAGAUGAAGAGGCCGGAGCUUAUGGUUGUGAUAUGA